UGCAGACUGCAGUAGAGCUCAGAGCUCGCUCUCUCUCUCUCUCUCUGUAUAAUGGAGCUCAUGGACUGACUGAUGACUUUUCUAUUUCUCUACAUAUCGAUCGCUCUCCGGUCGCAAAGAAGAGCCAUGACAGUUGCAUCUUCUUCUGUUUCCCAGGCAUAGAAGAGAAGAAGAGCAACUCAGAGAAAAAGAGGAAGUAGGGGAAGAUGGAAAGAAAGAUGGGAUUGGGAAUGGGGCUGAACAUGCUUCUCUUGCUGGCCAUGGUGGCUACCAAUAUCCUCUCUCUGUACCACCUCACUUCAUCCGUCCAGAGCAAACCCGCAUCUCCUCCCCCAGUCCCAGACCACCUACAUCACCAACUCAACACAAUCAGAGCCACCAUUAACCACCUCACCCGCCUCCGCUCAACCACUCCCACCACCGCCACCAGCGCAAAAGCCACUGUCCCUUCAGAUCUCCUUCUCUAUGCACAUAUAGCCCCCAUUGCCUCUGCCUGCCGUGACAACCCUGAUCUUCUUCACCGUUACAUGAACUACACACCAUUCUCUCUCUGUCCAGAUGAUACGGAUCUCUCCGAAGCCCUAAUACUCCGAGGUUGCCACCCCCUCCCCCGUCGCCGCUGCUUCUCUCGCACUUCUUCAAAAAUCCCUUCCUCUCUCACCUCGAAUCCCUUUCCUUCUUCUCUCCCUGACUAUGCUUUACUUUGGUCCCACUAUUCUUGCAAGAGUUUCGCUUGUCUUAACCGCUUCAAUGACAACCUUGGCUUUGACAUGAAACUUGAGUCCACUAAAUUCCUUACAGCUAAAUCUGAUCUUGAUCUUACCAUUCCCCAAUUACUGCAAAUUGCAAAGGGCUCUUCUUCAGUUCUUCGACUUGCACUUGAUAUUGGAGCUGGAACUGGGACCUUUGCUGCAAGAAUGAAGCUCCACAAUGUCACUGUUCUAUCCACAACCAUGAAUUUGGGUUCCCCAUAUAAUGAAGCAACUGCACUGAGGGGGCUUGUUCCAUUGCACAUUCCAUUGCAACAGCGGUUCCCAAUAUUUGAUGGGGUUGUCGAUCUUGUUCGCUGUGGGCAUGCUGUUAACCGUUGGAUUCCAAUUACAACAAUGGAAUUCCUAUUCUAUGAUGUAGAUAGGGUGUUGAGGGGUGGGGGGUACUUCUGGUUAGAUCAUUUUUUCAGCAAAGGAACCGAUCUUGAGAAGGUUUAUGCACCAUUGAUCAGGAAGUUGGGUUACAAGAAAGUGAAGUGGGCAACAGGGAAUAAAACAGAUUCCAGUGGGCUGAAGAAUGGAGAUGUUUAUUUGACUGCCCUCCUGCAGAAGCCUGUAUCAAGGUGAGAGUCUAGGGUCCAGGUGAAAUUCAUUAGCAGUGGAAAAUGGGAAUAUCAUCUACUAUCAAUGGAACUCCUUAUAUCCGUUUCUGCUCUUUUUAAAAUGAAAGGCUAAAAGGGUAGAUGUUGAGCACAUUUUAAACUUGGAUACAUUUGCUACACAAGUCGGGUAAUACCAAGCCACCAUUCUUUGUUACUCCUGAGAACAACACUAGUUUGGGCUAUCCAAGACUAGCCCUUUCAGGAGUCAGGACAAGUCUCAGGGUAAAUGAUAAGCUCCCUUUAUUUCUUCAAUGUAUUGUACAAGGCUUUGUUUGUUGAAAAUUUAUUUAAUCCAAGAGACCAGGCUUAUGUGUCUUGAUUACAA
Nelumbo nucifera (sacred lotus) is the source of this 1697-nucleotide messenger RNA. RefSeq names its product putative methyltransferase At1g29790. NCBI's taxonomy places the organism in Eukaryota, Viridiplantae, Streptophyta, Magnoliopsida, Proteales, Nelumbonaceae. Gene Ontology annotation, molecular function: methyltransferase activity. The record is from RefSeq and is a predicted model, not a curated record.